This is a messenger RNA of Meloidogyne enterolobii, 3090 nucleotides long. The record is from the annotation of a GenBank genome assembly. NCBI's taxonomy places the organism in Eukaryota, Metazoa, Nematoda, Chromadorea, Rhabditida, Meloidogynidae.
UUUCUGAAUACCUUGAAAAUGCCAGAUUGGGAUCAUUUCUUUGCAUCACUUCGCAAAUACUUGGACUAUUUUCGAUCUCAUAUUCAACUAAUACCGACAAUAAAUGGUUUUGUAGGUGAUUUACAAUCAAUUUCUGAUGGCGAACUUUCUGGGCUUUUAUCUUGGACUAAAUUGGCUACUGCAAUAUCUCUUAAGGAUCCGGAUUCACGACGCCAAUUUUGUCAAGAUAAGGGAUGGAGCGUCAUUGAAUCUUCUGUUGGUCUUCUCGCCAGCCCUGUGCCUUUAGUGUUCAAGGGAUGCCUUUGCAAUUUUCUUGCUGCCCUUGCAAUUGAUGAAAUGGCUGCUGUAAACAUAUGGAAUUGUUUACUUUGCGAAUUUAUUUGUUCUAAACAAAUUGGUGGAAAAUCUAUUGGAAUUCAACAAGAUUUGGAUUCUCGAGAGGCUCAUCUAAAGAUUUAUGAUUAUUCUCAGGGAUUUUUAACUCUAAUGAAAGAAUUGCUUUCACACAAGGCUCGCCCAAGUACCCAACAAAUUGCUCCAUUUAUUCAUUUUAUUGUCAAUUCAAUUCUUUGUCAAUUCUCUACUCGUUCAUACAGCAACAUAACUCAAAUGUGGAUGUUGGUCAAACUUGCCCUUGACUGCUUGUAUCAGCCGUUAAAGACUUUCUUUGUAACAGCAGUUACUGUUGACAAUAAAGUUUUUGAAGUACAAAUAUUAUGUCAAUUAUUGAGUGAUAGUCCAUUAUCUAGAGCGUUACUUCAAAUAAUUGCUGAAGGAGGUUGUCAACUUCAAGAGAAUAAAUUUUCUCAUUUCCCUGCUAGAGAAGAUGCAACAUGUUCCGCUAUUCGAUUACUUUAUGUUGCCAUAUCAAAUCGUUCAGCAUUAUCUGAUGCUAUUAGAGCUGUAAAUUGUGAUAUUUUAAUUGCUACAAUUGAAUCUAUUUUAUUUUCGCCAUUUCCAUAUUCGCAACAAAAAAUUGACAAUUGUUAUAUGAGUCUACUUUUUAAUUAUAUUAACGAGAUUGAUUCUUUUAUAAGACAUGCUUUUUUUGUUUGGUUAAUAAUUAAAGAAGCAACAGCCCAACGUCCAUCUCUACAAUCACAUAUUGUUCAAUCACUUUUACCUCGACGUCAAAAAUUAAUAAAUUGUGUAGCAACUCUAUCAAUAUUUUCUUUAGAAGAUAUUUUUGUUGGAAUUAAUGAUUUGGCUUUAAUUGAUAUUGAAGGGAUAUCUUAUGGAAGGUUAAAAGGAGAAGUAUGUCGACUAAUGUUAGAAGUAUUCAAUGAUGCUAUGCAAUAUAAUUCUAAUUCUCCAAAUAUUACUUAUGCAUUGAUGAAUUUUGAUUUGAUGAAUAUUUCUGCUACAAUUCUUGAUUUACCAGGGCAAGGAUCCACUUGUUUGCACAAUAUUUUGGACAUAGUCCUACAGCUGAAAACUUCUGAUUCACCUCUUUCGACUCAUUUUUCUGGACUUUAUGAACCUGCUUUGCGUCUUAUUCUUCGUUUAUGUUCUCUUGGAUCAUCUAGCUCUUCAAUUGUUCUCAGAUUUCUCAGAUCUCAUUAUGAUCUCAUUUAUCAAUUGGCUCAAUCGAAAGUUUUCAAAUGUUUGACUUCAACUAAUUCAAAUGAUGCAACCCCAACUGAAAGUUUUGAGAAUGAGUCUUCUUGUUGGAGGAGGGAAAAUGAUGAAUAUGCACUAGCAACAAUACAACGUUCUCUUCAGAGUAUAAUUUUGGAAUUGAUCGCUUUGGAUCUUUCUUCGCUUCUCCGAUCUGGCUUAAUAGAACAUCCACAUAAAUAUUUACGUUUACUCUUUUCUACACCAUCAGAUCAAAAUUCACAAUCAUUACAAUCUUCUAAUCUUUUUUCUUCAAAUAUUGAAGGCCAAAACGUUCUUUUUUGGUCACUUUUGGAAUCAAGUCGUAUAUUUGUUGGUGAUCUUUCUCCUCCAAUUUGUAACAAAUUUGAUCCAAAUAAAAUGGAAGAAUUACUUUCUCUUUGUAUUCGAAAAAAUUCUUGUAAUAUUGAGCAAUUCGAUGUUGUUUAUCUUCAACUUUUGUUAAAUAGUGAAAUUAAUUGUAUAAUGAAUACAGAAAUUGAUGUUAUUAGAGAGGAAGCUCGAUCAAUUUUGCAUUUUUGUGUCAAGAAAAAUGCUUUAAAUCUUUUGGAAGGUUCAUGUACGCAUUUGCUUGAAGGAUGGCUUUCAGUAAUGAAUGUUUUGUCUGUACAUGUUCCUCUACCUUUCAUUAAUAUUUCUACACAUAAACAUAUUCUGGUUGAUGCACUCUUUCUUUUGCGUGAUUAUUGCCGUUUAGUUGAAAUGAGUCCAGAACUAGCCGCUUCUGUUGCAACAUGUUUUUCAAGAAUAGUUUCUUCAGUUUGUAGUAUGUUUGCAAAAUAUGAAGACAUGCAAAAAGCCAAAAGUGCAAUUUUGCCUGUUUUGCAUUUACUUCUUCAAUGUAUUGUUUUAUCUGGUUAUUCUAAAUCAUUUACAUUUAAACGUGAACUUUAUAUUUGCUGUUUGCGUGUUUUAGAUUUAUUUUGCAAUUUUAAAGGAGAAAAAACUCAGAGAUCUGAAAUAUCCAGUGGAACAACCAAUUUACCGUUGAAAAAUGAUGACCUUCUAACUUUGCUUCUUUUUAAUAAACUUGGCCAGGAAGAGAUCGAAGUCACGGGAAACACAAAUGAUCAAACAGUUAAAAUGAUGCAAAAUCAACGAAUAAUUAGUGAUUUAUGGAUGAAAUUAAUUGAACCUUUAAAAUGUGAAAUAAUUCAAACGUUUACUUCUGAUGUUAUUUUUGGACCACUUUCUCUUAAGAUGUUAGCAGCAGCAACUUUUGUUGAUUUAUUACGUGAGGACAGCAAAUUUUGUGGGCGUAUUAUAAAAGAAUUUAUUUUCGAUGGUUCUUUGCAGUGUGUAAAUGAUCUAUCUAAACGAUUUGAAGACAAUUUAAAAAAUCCAGUCAAAGGAUUAGUUGAAGACGAAAAUAACAGGAGACGAAUGCAAUCGCUAAUUAAUGCAAUUCAUUCUUUAAAUAUAAUUUCCGAGUCUGUUCGAAAUACAAAACAAUGUUAUUCAGUUAUGUUAUAA